Oreochromis aureus is the source of this 2410-nucleotide messenger RNA. Its product is annotated as ectonucleoside triphosphate diphosphohydrolase 2. Gene Ontology annotation, biological process: nucleoside diphosphate catabolic process. The transcript is spliced from 9 exons. Gene Ontology annotation, cellular component: plasma membrane. The record is from RefSeq and is a predicted model, not a curated record. Gene Ontology annotation, molecular function: UDP phosphatase activity; GDP phosphatase activity. Lineage: Eukaryota; Metazoa; Chordata; Actinopteri; Cichliformes; Cichlidae. The coding region runs from base 277 to 1791 and encodes 504 amino acids.
GUGUUCUCAAUUAAUCAUCAGUAAAUCAUUCGAAUGAUUUACACAUGGGCACACCACCUGAUCUGGAAACAAAUCCAGCAUGCACUGUUCGGAUUAGGUAGCUAAAGACUCCUUUUCUCCUGGAUGUCUCACUUCUGCAGUUUGUUUUUGUUUUUUUAACUAGUCCUCCGGUUAUCUGGCAGCCAGCCAUUUCUCCCAGUUGGCCGCUAUUACAGUAAGUCAGCUCUUGAAUGUCCUGCAGGCGCAGAGAAGAGUUGCGCUUCUCGCUUUCGCUUCAUGGCUCAGCGGUGUGCUCACCUUGUCCCUGUCGCGCUGCUGGUGUUUGGACUUGCCGGAAUCCUGCUCCUUACUAUUCCCACCGAGGAUGUUCGGGAGGAACCUGAGCUCAGGUAUGGGAUUGUCCUGGAUGCUGGAUCCUCACACACAUCUUUAUACAUAUACAAGUGGCCAGCAAAUAAGCAAAAUGGCACAGCUGUGGUCACCCAGCAUAGCAAAUGUCACGCUGAGGGUGAAGGAAUUGCAAGUUAUGCAGGUCAACCGGGAGCGGCAGGGCAGAGCUUAGAAGCAUGUCUGGAUCACGCAGUGAAGAGCAUCCCGAAAGACAAGCACCAGCUCACACCUGUGUACCUGGGAGCCACAGCCGGCAUGAGGCUUCUGCAUUUAUCUAGUCCAGAGCUGUCCGCUCAGAUUCUGAAGGAAGUGGGACAAAAAAUCCAGUCCUACCCUUUCGACUACCGGGGAGCAGCCAUACUGAGUGGCAAAGAAGAGGGGGCAUACGGAUGGGUCACAGUUAACUAUCUCUCAGAGAACUUUAUUAAGUAUGGCUUUGAGGGGCACUGGUUCAGCCCCAGCAGACCGACAGUGGGAGCUCUCGAUCUGGGCGGCGCGUCCACGCAGAUAACAUUUGCUACUCAGGAAAAAAUCGAGGACAGAGAUGAUCUGAUGAAGCUGCGCCUUUAUGGUCAUGAGUAUACCCUGUACACACACAGCUUCCUGUGCUAUGGGAAGGACCAGUUCCUCAUGAGACUGCUGGCUCAUAUAAUGAAGUCUCAGGGUUACCCUCAGUCUGUCACUCACCCCUGCUAUCCUGCAGACCACAGCAGGACGGUGACACUCAGCAGUAUACUCGACUCUCCAUGUACAGUAAAGUACAAACCCAGCUCCUACGACCCUCAUGCUUCUGUGACAGUACAUGGCAGCGGACACUAUGAAUACUGUCUGGGUAACGUGUCUGAAGUCUUCUCCUUCAACAGCUGUCCCUUCUCCCAGUGCUCAUUUGACAAAGUCUUCCAACCAAAUGUCACCGGAGGUUUCAUGGCUUUCUCUGCUUUCUUCUAUGUUCACUCAUUCCUUCAGCAAGUCACUGGCAUAACGGCUAGCUCGCCUUCAGAACUAGAGGAUGCGACCAAAAAAGUGUGCAGCAUGAGUUUCACCCAAAUGAUGCUUCUCGCUCCAGAGCAAAAGUCCCGUUUGCAUUACUACUGUGCUGCCUCUGUGUUUCUCAAUACUCUCAUGUUGAGAGGAUAUGGCUUCAAUGACACAACAUUCCCACAGAUUUCUUUCCAGAAGAAGGUUGCUGACACCAUGGUGGGUUGGGCUCUGGGCUACAUGCUGAGUUUGAGCAAUUUGUUGCCAGCAGAGAGACUGGAGCUGAGAAAGGCCCUGACCCCAGGAGUGUGGGGAUCCCUCAUCUUUCUUUUUGUCAUGCUCCUUGCCGCUGUGCUUUUCUUCUGCUUAUUUAGAGUUUAUAAUGGACGGAAUAAGAAAAGAGGCAGUGAAAGCACCAUUUAGCUAGAAAUAAUGUCAGUUUUUUAUUUUGCUCUGAACACUGACCCGACAAGGGAGAUUUGAAGCAAGAUUUGAGUUUUAAUUCAAGCAUAUUGUUAUAUAAUACCAUAGUUUGCUUUAAAAAAAAAUAAUUUUUACACUAAUUGACUUAUUUUAAACUAGUGCUAAAUAUAAACUGUGGUUUGUUCAUUGACUGCAAAGGUUUCAACACGACAUAUACAAAAUGUGUUGACUUUAACAUAUUUAUACAGUUUGCUGCUUUAACCUAUAAUUGAGUGGUAUGUAUAAAAUGAGUGAAACCACUGUAUUAACUUGCUGUGAAUGUAAACUACUUUAAAGCUGACAGUGAGUACUGUGACUUUAGUUUGAAAAACAAUGCCAACAUGGAAGUGCCUUAAAAGUGCGUCGUUUGUAAUGGCCACCAGGUGGCAACUCACUCAACAAAAACACUGGAAGUCUACUGGAAAAUGGCCCUCGGCUUCCUUUACUCUGACCUCAGCGAACCCCGUUUUUGAUGCAAGUUUCAAGUCAUGUUGAAUAAAACAUUAAAUGCAUUUUGUGAAUAUCUGCUGCUAUUUGACUCAGAAAGGCAUUUGACCACAUAUAUUAUCCAAUGACCUAC